CUUUCUGACUCACUAGAUUGGCACACAGCAAUACUGGGAAUCAGCUGCGCCCUGCACAGGGAGCAAUUCUCUACAGGUUUUUGAGCCAGCCACCACCUGCCAGCUCCUUGUUCCCUUCUCUCAACUGACAUUUUGGGCUUCAUCUCUGCAUUGUGAUAACCCUGGCAAGAUGUUGUCUAUGAGCCUUCUGUGCCUACUCCUGCACACUAUACACACUUCACAGGGCAUGACUUACAGCCAAUGCCAUCAUUACCUUAAGCCAAGUAUCAACCAAGAUGGAGACCUGAUCCUGGGUGGAUUUUUCCCUCUUGAGAAUUCUGGAAGGUAUGCAAAAAGUGGCAGAAAUGCCAAUAAAGAAGGGCACAGAUUCCUUCCUUUCUUGUUCCUUCCAUGUCUUCCUGUUCAUUUUUCUAUUUGCUUCUUAUUUCUUCAAGGACAGAGCAGUGACAUUAAUAUCUCUGUGCCCAAUCCAUUUUCUUGGAUAUCUCAGGAGCAGGCCUGGUUCUUUAAAAUAGUUACCAAAUCAUUGCUGAUAAAACUGCAGAUGUUCAUCACCCGCUUACAAAUCCCCACACUCCUUUUCAGUGUCUCCACAUCCUUCAUUCUUUCUCUCCUGCAUACCACUCAUUUGUCUUGUGUCUGCACCACUGAGUGGAAGCCUGAGUCUGAUCAUUGCUUCCUCAGGGCGUGGCAUUGUUGUUGCUCCGAAUUCCAUAGUCUCACCCUUCUCCCUGAUGCUGCUCCUCUCUUUAGGUGGCUGUGGAAGAACUACCAAUAUGUGCUGGCCUUCCGCUUUGCCAUCCAGGAGAUCAAUAAAAACCCCCAGCUACUCCCCAACCUGACCCUCGGUUUCAAAUUCUACAAUGCCUUUGCCAGUGAACAGUACACCUUAUUGAGCAUAGUGUAUUGGUUGUUUGGGGCCACUAUAGCUUUACCUAACUACACCUGCCAUACACAAGGCAGACAUGUUGCCAUCAUUGCUGGAACCACAUCAGCAUUGUCUGUUGAAUUUGGAACGCUUUUGGAGCUCUACAAAACCCCACAGCUCACCUAUGGCCCUUUUGAUCCCAUGCUAAAUGAUAAGGACCAGUUUCCCUCACUCUAUCAGAUGGCCAGCAGUGACAGCUCUUUGGGCCAUGGAAUGAUCUCCUUGUUGCUGCAUUUUGGCUGGACUUGGGUGGCUCUCUUUGUGUCUGAUGACAUGAAGGGAGAGCAGUUCCUUCAGUACUUUGAAGCAGCGAUGCUCAAGAAAGGAAUCUGUGUGGCCUUUACAGUUAAGCUCCCUGUCACAAAGAAGUUGUAUGCGGAUAGUGAUCUCACUUUCAUGAGUAGCAUCAGAGUUUCAUCUGCAAAUGUGCAUAUACUCUAUGGUGAUGUAAGAGGUCUCAUCAGUGUGGACAUUUCAGUGCAGUCAUAUUUAACCAUGGGGAAGGUGUGGAUCAUGACAUCAAAGUGGGAUCUUGUCAUUUCUGAGACAAACCACAUGCUGCACUCUUUGCAUGGAGGCUUCUCUUUUUCACCCCACAAGGAAGAAAUCCCUGGCCUCAAACUUUUUGUCAAGAUGGCAAAGCCUUCUCACUACCCAGAAGACUUUUACUUCAGUAAAUUAUGGCUUUUUCAUCUGGCCUGCUCACUUGAAGGAUCAUUUUGUGGACAUAUUGGAACCUGCUCACCAAAUACUUCCUUAGAGUUUCUUCCAGGACAUAUUGACUUGCUGACCAUAUCUGACUCCAGCUAUUUAGUCUACAAUGCUGUCUACACAGUGGCCCACGUCCUCCAUAAAAUGAUUUUGGAGAAAGUAGAAAUGAGAUCCUUAGCAGAAGCAUCCCAGCCCAAGAUUCUUCCCUGGCAGGUCUCCCUGUUUCCACUUAUUCCUGUUCUCCAGCUUCAUCCAAUCCUGAGGAAAAUCCAGUUUACAAACCGUGCUGGAGAUGAUGUGUCUUUCCAUGAAACAAGACACCAUGUGGUACAUUAUGAUAUUCAGAACAUUGUAAAUUUUCCUGCUGGAUUUCGGUUGCUGGUUAAAAUUGGAGAAUUUUCCUCUAAGAGUCCACAUGACCAAGAUUUGCUGAUCAAUGAAGACAUUAUAGAAUGGCCUGUUGGAUUCAAAAAGACUCCCCAAUCUGUGUGUAGCCAGAGCUGUGGUCCAGGAUUUCGGAAAAUGUCACAGGAAGGAAGACCUGUCUGUUGCUAUACUUGUGUUUUUUGUCCAGAGAGAGAUGUUUCCAAUCAGACAGAUGCAGAACAGUGUAUCCAGUGUGCAGAGCAUGAGUAUCCGAACAUGGAGAGAAGUCACUGCCUCCCCAAGCUAAUGACCUUCUUAGCCUUUGAGGAUGCCCUGGGGAUGGCUCUGGUUUGCAUGGCUCUGUGCUUCUCUGUAACCACAGCUGCAGUUUUGGGAGUCUUUGUGAAGCACCGAGACACUCCCAUCGUCAAGGCCAAUAACCGGUCUCUCAGCUACAUCCUGCUCAUCGCCCUCCUCCUGUGCUUCCUGUGCUCCUUACUCUUCAUUGGCCGUCCCAACACAGCCACCUGCCUCCUCCGACAAAUAACAUUUGGUCUUGUGUUCACAGUGGCUAUUUCUGCUGUGCUGGCCAAGACCAUCACUGUGAUUCUGGCUUUCAAGGUUAUGAAACCUGGAAGAACAAUGAGGCGAUUGCUUGUAUCCGGAGCUUCUAACUUCAUCAUUCCCAUCUGUUCCUUGAUCCAACUAGCUCUAUGUGGCAUCUGGUUGGGAAUCUCUCCUCCAUUUAUUGAGUUAGAUGCAUAUUCUGAGCAUGGACACAUCAUCCUGGUGUGCAACAAGGGCUCAGUCACUGCCUUCUACUGUGUCCUGGGCUACCUGGGCUCCUUGGCCCUAGCGAGCUUCACUGUAGCUUUCCUAGCCAGGAAUCUGCCUGAUACAUUCAAUGAAGCCAAGUUCCUGACGUUCAGUAUGCUGGUGUUCUGCAGUGUCUGGGUGACCUUCCUGCCUGUCUACCACAGCACCAAGGGGAAGGUCAUGGUGGCUGUGGAGGUCUUUUCCAUCUUGGCCUCCAGUGCAGGACUUCUGGGAUGCAUUUUUGCCCCCAAGUGCUACAUUAUUCUUAUAAGGCCUGAAAAGAAUUCUCUGAAAGGCUUAAAGAAAAGAGCAAGUUCUAAGGGAUUCUAA
Molecule: messenger RNA, 3151 nt
Organism: Oryctolagus cuniculus (rabbit)
Lineage: Eukaryota; Metazoa; Chordata; Mammalia; Lagomorpha; Leporidae
Source: RefSeq, a predicted model, not a curated record